AUGUCAAAGUUCUUUGCUGGACUGGAGGAUGCUCCGCAAAAGAAAGUAAAUUCCGCAAUUGCUGCACAACUUAAUUUCUCAGACGACAGUGAAGAGGACAAGCCAACUAUUUCUAACAAAGAAAAGAAAGAUGAAGAAGUGGACAAAUUAUGCAAAGAAACCACUUUUAAAAAGCCAAAGGAUGUAGACCAGUUUUUUAAGAAACUGACCAAGUAUUCAGCACACUUUACAAAGAAAGGUCUUCCGUCGGUUUUAGUAGACUUUAUUGCAGAGGCAGAGAAGAACAAGUCCACACCAGCAAUUUUCAAACAAAAAAAGACGAAGUUUUUAGAGAAGUAUAACGAAGUAGAGGUGAUUCUUAAUGUGGUGGAAGAAAAAAAGCACAAGAAAAGCUAUAUUGAGGAGAUAGGAAAAACGUAUCUAAUUGAGAAUCUACAAAAAAGAAAGGAGGCUCUUAAAGAGAUGGAAAGCAUAUCCACACUGUCUGAUGUUGAAAUGCACCGAAUUAAUCUAUAUUUAUUGAGUUGCAUAAUAGAAGAAAGCGUAGAGGAAAACUACGUAGAGAUUAUAGACAGGCUCAAAAAAGAAAAGAACUUUGUGAGUGCUGAAGAAGAGCAGAGCCUAUUAAGAACAAGAAUAGGAAAGUACAUGCGGAAUCUGUUAAAGUAUGUGCAAGAAUUAGAUGCAGAUAAAAUCAACUGGGAAAAUGUAUAUUACGAUCUAAUGGAAGUAGCAGAAGGGCUAUCUGAUGUAACAGAUGUUCCUAGGGAAAGCGUUCUUGAGAUUGAUUAUUUCCUAAGAAGUACAGUUGAUGAUGUAUCUAGGCCAUACCUUACCAAGGAGUUUAUUGACAGGCCGAUAGACAGCCAUAACUAUGAAAAAUUCAAAGUGGUAGAGAAGCUAAGAGAUCUGCCUAUUUUAGAGGCUGUGACGCUAUACAAACAGCUGACAGAAAAAGAAAAUAGCACAAAUGCGUACUUGCCUAAGUGUGCAGAGGAGCUAGGGCACAGAGCAUUUAUAGAAAGAGACUUUACCAAUGCAAUGGACCUUUUAGAGUAUUCAUAUUACAACAAGACCCUCUGGUGCUCAGCGAAAACAGAAACCGUGCUUAGAGUGCUUUGCUUGUGUUUUGAGCAGAAGAUGAAAGAAAGAGAGUUUUUCUCUGUGUUUAAGAAGAGCCUGCUUCAGAUUGGAGAUAAUCUUCUCCUACUUAAAUCGCAAAGUAUUAAAAUGGAAAUAGCAAGAGCAUUUGUUUUCUUGCGACUGGGGAGCUAUUUAGAAUCACACGCAAUUAUUACAGAAAUACUCCCAGGAUUUAACUGUGAGACUCUUCUGAGAACCCGUGCAAUAGAGCUACUACUAACCCCACAAUAAAUAAAGAGCCAUGAUUAAGCA
Messenger RNA from Nematocida parisii ERTm1, 1395 nucleotides. RefSeq lists its product as uncharacterized. Lineage: Eukaryota; Fungi; Microsporidia. The coding region runs from base 1 to 1374 and encodes 457 amino acids. The record is from RefSeq and is a predicted model, not a curated record. The transcript has a single exon.